UUAGUCUUUCCGUAGUCCAAUCCCCGGUUUAGAAAUCCUACUCUUGAGGAGACACAUGUUUAUUAUGAAGCACAUCCGCCUUAGCAAAGACAGAAUCAAAAUCGGAGGCGUUAAUUCCAAGGCGGGCCAAAUAAUGGCGGUGGAAUGUGUUCGAAACGAACGGGAUCGGAGGUCUUGCGGUGUGGGGCAGAGGAGUGGUGUUGCAAAACUCACAAAAACGCAGAAAUUCGAUAGAGUGGGAGUGCCGCAGGUUAAAUCGGAAGGUUGUUCCGAGUUGGGAGAGGGCGUAAGUGUUGCUUUGUUUGGUGGUUGAUAGGGGGCUGGCAUUAAAUCCUAGCUAGGUUCACCCGCUCUCCCCACCGAUCUUUUCAGGGUGUUAUAUACCAUCGACAAGCGCCAGAUCAUUUCUAGUGAUGGAUCAGAACGACUGGAGAUACGAGUUGGGGCUGUUGUGCCUUUUGAUUUUGUGAAAUAUGGUUCAUUGGAGAUAUCUGAAGGGUUGGAAGAUUGUUUUUACGAGAUGGAUGAGGAGAGAGAGCUGGAGUGUGAUUGCAAUGGAGCACACGUACUCGUCAAGAAUCAAUUCAAUGAUUACACUGAUUGUGGAUCUGGCACAAACCUGAUUCUUGUUCUUCACAAGUUGAGCAUCUUCUUGUUUUGGUUUGCUUUGGUAUUGUUUCUGACAUCGAGAUGCAUUCAUGAUUGUCCGAAGGGUUUUGUUAUUGAACAUUGUUCAGAAUCGGGCACAUUUCGCAAUGCUAACUUGCUCUUGCAAUUUGGGGUAGUGUAUCAAACGGGGCCCAUCUUCCUUAACUGUGAUCACUCAGGUUGGUGUGACUCUGGUACCAAAAAGUUCAGGAAUCAGAAAAGGCGUACCUAAAAGGAGAGCUCGACGUGUUGCCUUUAUACAGUGUCAACGUAAUGCCAAUAUUGAACGCUCUAUAAACUCUAGGGAUUGAUGUUGCACUAUCCAACAGCACGCGUAAGAUUGCACGGUGCAGAACAUGCAGAGUAGUUUUUUGAACUUCACCUCUUUUAAAAAAGCUGCAAACAGACUGUUAAGUCGGAUGGAAUCGUCGUCCGCAUCCUGUGUAGUGGUGCAACUGGGCCAGGGAGGAAAUCAGCUCUAUACUUCCUUCUUCACUGCUCUCGCCAACUUAUCUAAUCCAACCAUGCAGAAUAGCGGGUUUUUCAGAGAGGGUACUAAGGGAGGCCGUGUAGCGCGGGCUGUUCUCAUUGACAUGGAACCAAAGGUGAUCUCGUCAGCAAUAAAGCGAGUAGAAGGAUUGAAUCAGCGCAGUGAAACAUCUUGGAAGUUUUGCCCAUAUCGUCAGGUGACGCAAGAGAGCGGGUCAGGAAACAAUUGGGCUCGAGGGUACUACGUCCAUGGGCCACGAUGCAGCGAAGCAAUCUCAAAUGUUAUUCGGCUUGAGUUAGGUCCUUACACCCAUAAUUCUCUCACUGAUCAUACAAUUCUUUUUCUUUGAAAACCAGUCAAACUGCAGAGGUGUGUGCUUUUAGCUAUGCAGCAAAGCGUCCUGUGGAGAUCCUUAAUCAGCUUUAACACUGCUCUACUCGUUGAAUGUGCGCUCGUAAUUUUCAGCCCACACGAGAACAGCAGGUGGUGCUAAGAUGAACUUAUUAAAAUCAACCGGACAAACUUGCUCACGGUAACUUGCUGCCCAAAAAUUAUGUUAGGAGAGUCGCUGGUUGUUCUGUAAGCGCCUGAUCACUAUACAUUUGGGCAAGUGAUCCGGGUGCACAUCCGAACCUCAAGACCUGGCUCUUCUGCUUCAUAGCAUGAUUCAAAUCAAUUUUUUCAGGUGGAGGCAUGUGACAUGUUUGGUGGUUUUCUGACCGCACAAAGCAUGGCUGGCGGUACUGGUUCCGGCCUUGGUGCAUACGUGACAGAGCUGCUGAAGGAUGAGUACCCAUCCAAAUGUGUCCUGAGCCACUGCAUCUGGCCAUAUGAAAGUGGCGAGGUCAUUGUGCAGAACUACAAUGCGCUGCUCACACUAGCGAAACUCCAAGAAUCGGCCGACGGCAUCAUCAUCUCGCAGAAUGAUGCCCUCUCGUCUAUAUGUAGAAAAACUCUUGGAAUACCAAGGUCGUCUUUUGAUCACAUGAAUGACGUGGUAGCUAAUUCUCUGGCGUCCAUAUUCCUCCCUGCCUCAUGGCGAACAGUUUGUCCCUCUGAACGGAACGAGCAUCCCCGAAAGACAUUCCGAGACAAAGGUCAAUAUGAGGAUGAGGAUGGUAUUAAGGGUGGAAUAUACGGAGCUGGAAUGCCUGUCCGCUUACUAUCCGAUUUGGUGUCAAAAUUGUGUGCUCAUCCUGGAUAUCGCAUGCUCUCUUUGAGAUUUACUCCACAGAUUUCAAAUAAGUCAUUGAAUUUCACCACCUUCAAUUGGGGAGCACAAAUUAAACAGUUACAACAAAUGCUUAUGACUGAAGCUCUUGGAGAUUUUGAUCUGGACUUGAUCUUGCCGUCAGCAAAGAAAGAUACCUUGUUGGGUUCAAAGGUGUCACGAUUCGGUAACACCCCGAAUGUCAACCGAUGUCUUGCCAACAUGUUAGUGUUGAGGGGAAGCGGUAGCCUCACCGCAGAUGUGAGCAGAUUCGAGCACGAGAGCCUUUACCCUGUCUGGUCAGUGGAUCACUUGAGCGUCGCUGUGAAUCCUGCCAAGCUCGGCAAGUAUGAAAUGUCAGCAGGUUUACUAUGCAAUUGUCAGUCGACUGUAAUGUGCACAUUCAGGGCUCUCUCCAGGGCGUACGGGAUGUUUGCAUCACGAGCAUACUUGCACCAGUACUUCAAGUUUGGCAUGGAGAUCUCGACGUUCGAGGAAGCUUUUACGACUGUGGAAGAUAUCAUUUCGCGCUAUCUCGCUCUAUAAUUGAUCUCCAUACACAACAUUCCGUGAUUAUCAUCGUCAGCAUUAGAUGAGCUGUGCCGGAUGUUUAGAUUAGAUGUAGUACAAUAAUUAGUGCAUGAUAUUUUUUAUUUUUUCUAGUGCAACCACACUGUGAAAUCAGAAAUCCAUUCAAGUCAAGUUAAUACAAAAUCUCUGUAAGAACCAUGUGUAAAUUUAAAAUAA
Physcomitrium patens is the source of this 3095-nucleotide messenger RNA. NCBI's taxonomy places the organism in Eukaryota, Viridiplantae, Streptophyta, Bryopsida, Funariales, Funariaceae. The record is from RefSeq and is a predicted model, not a curated record.